GACUACAUUAUGGCAAUGAAAAUUACGCCAGUCAAAGCUAUACUCUUUAUGAAAAUGAGCGUAGCAUUGUCGUGCACUUGGCCGCCGUCACCAAAAAUAACGAAAUCUAAUACUAUCCUUUUUAAAGCUUGUUGGUAUAUAUGUUACUUCUGCAGUAUCUUAUUGUUACUUCCACUGUUAAGCUCAGUUUAUGAGUAUCGUGACGAUCCCGUGAUUUUAGCAAAGUCAGUGUGCCUUUCUUGUGCGGUCCUUCAAGUCACAAUUAAAAUGAUAGUAUGUCGCAUACAAUAUACUUCCUUUCAAAUGCUUUAUCAUGACAUGGAAACGUUUUGUAAGCAGGCGGAUGAUAAAACAAAUAUUACUUUGCAACGUUAUAUUGACAAUUACAAAUGUACAUACGGUAGUUAUAUUUUAUGGUGUUAUCUGACCGCCAUUGGCGUCAUUUGCGGGCCAUUAUUUCUUCCGCAACAAUUUCCAACUGAUGCAAAAUAUCCGUUUUCUGUGGAACAUCAUCCGGUAAAAAGUAUUAUUUAUUUACAUCAGUCAUUAGUCGGUUUACAAGCCUCGGCUGGAAUGUGUAUCGAUUGCAGUGUAGCGAUUCUUUUAUUCUAUUCCGCGGCAAGAUUAGAAAUGUUGGUCCAAGAGAUACGCAAUGCCAAAAGUGAGUGCGAACUCGAUGCAUGCAUUAAACUACAUGGUGAAAUAUUAAAAUAUAUUAGCAAAAUGAUUAGCGUUGUGCGACCUUUGGUCUUGACUACAAUAACAAUGACAACUAUGGGUGUUGUUUUUGGAAGUUUAAAUAUAAUCACUGAACAACCAACAAUUGUCAAGAUACAAUAUUCCAUCGUAGUGUUUAGUGCCGGUGUAGAACUCUUCAUGUGCGCUUUUCCAGCUGAUAAUUUAAUGCAUAUGAACAGCAGAAUAUGCCUUGGAGCGUAUGAGUCGAAAUGGUUUCAAAGAAGUGUAAGCAUGCAAAGAAAAAUUGUUCAAAUUAUUUUCAGGUCACAGAAACCUGAAGUUAUUCGAAUUAAUGGCAUUCUUCCAGCUUUGUCAUUACGUUAUUACGCAAGGUUUUUGUAUACAUCCUAUUCCUACUUUACUGCAGUACGCAUAAUGGUCAAUGAAAAGAUCAUAGAUUAAAUCAAGGAUAAAUAUUUUG
Camponotus floridanus (Florida carpenter ant) is the source of this 1159-nucleotide messenger RNA. RefSeq names its product odorant receptor 30a-like. Bases 10 to 1140 code for a protein of 376 amino acids. Gene Ontology annotation, cellular component: plasma membrane. The record is from RefSeq and is a predicted model, not a curated record. The transcript is spliced from 6 exons. Gene Ontology annotation, biological process: sensory perception of smell; detection of chemical stimulus involved in sensory perception of smell. Gene Ontology annotation, molecular function: olfactory receptor activity; odorant binding. Lineage: Eukaryota; Metazoa; Arthropoda; Insecta; Hymenoptera; Formicidae.